Suillus clintonianus is the source of this 1029-nucleotide messenger RNA. Its product is annotated as TPR-like protein. Bases 1 to 1029 code for a protein of 342 amino acids. The record is from RefSeq and is a predicted model, not a curated record. The transcript is spliced from 3 exons. Lineage: Eukaryota; Fungi; Basidiomycota; Agaricomycetes; Boletales; Suillaceae. Gene Ontology annotation, molecular function: protein binding.
AUGUCAGUCGAUAGCAUAACAGACAGGGUGCAAAAGUGUCGAGCGGCCUUGCAGAGCUGUCCCCCCGGUCAUUCCAAUCGAUCAGGGUCUCUCAAUAAUCUUGCCAUCAGCCUUCAAAACAGGUUCGAGCAGUGGGGCGUCCCGUCUGACCUUGAUGAGGCCAUAGAGCUCAACCGGGCUGCACUACUCCUUCGUCCCCCCGGUCAUCCUAAUCGAUCAGCGUCUCUCAACAAUCUUGCCAGCAGCCUUGGAAAUAGAUUUCAGCAGCGGGGCGUCCCGUCUGACCUUGAUGACGCCAUCGAGCUCCAUCGGGCUGCACUACUCCUCGUCCCCCCGGUCAUUCUGAUGGAGCAGUAUAUCUCAACAAUCUUGCCAUCAGCCUUCAAAACAGAGCUCAACCGGGCUGCACUACUCCUUUGUCCCCCCGGUCAUUCUGAUGGAGCAGUAUAUCUCAACAAUCUUGCCAUCAGCCUUCAAAACAGGUUCGAGCAGCGGGGCGUCCUGUCUGACCUUGAUGAGGCCAUAGAGCUCAACCGGGCUGCACUACUCCUUUGUCCCCCCGGUCAUUCUGAUCGAUCAGGAUUUAAGCAGCGGGGCGUCCCGUCUGACCUUGAUGACGCCAUCGAGCUCCAUCGGGCUGCACUACUCCUUUGUCCCUCCAGUCAUUCUGAUCGAUCAACGUCUCUCAACAAUCUUGCCAUCGGCCUUCAAAACAGAUUCGAGCAUCUGGGCGUCCCGUCUGACCUUGAUGAGGCCAUAGAGCUCCUUCGGGCUGCACUACUCCUUCGUCCCCCCGGUCAUUCCAAUCGAUCAGGGUCUCUCAAUAAUCUUGCCAUCAGCCUUCAAAACAGAUUCGAGCAGCGGGGCGUCCCGUCUGACCUUGAUGAGGCCAUUGAGCUCUAUCGGGCUGCACUACUCCUUCGUCCCUCUGGACAUCCUGAUCGAUCAGCGUCUCUCGGCGGUCUUGCCACUGGCCUUAUAAACAGAUUCGAGCAGCGGGCGUCCCGUCUGACCUUGAUGAGGCCAUAG